Notodromas monacha is the source of this 1896-nucleotide messenger RNA. The record is from the annotation of a GenBank genome assembly. NCBI's taxonomy places the organism in Eukaryota, Metazoa, Arthropoda, Ostracoda, Podocopida, Cyprididae.
AUGGUCACUGGUUCCGUGCCUGAAAGAAGAUGUGUUAGCCUUGUGGAUCCUCUUGUGGAGCCGGGGACAUGGUUCCAGAAGAUGGUGGGGAGCGUCCGAACUGACGUGAUUUUGCGAGACGUGUCUUUCGAAAUUCAUUCCGGAGAGGUGAUGGCAAUCUUGGGCUCGAAAGGCAGCGGAAAGCGGGCUUUACUGGAAAGCAUUUCACGUCGGGCUCAAGGUGCGCGACGAGGCAAGGUUAUGCUCAACAAGGUUCCUGUGACCCAGAAAUUCUUCCAGAAAAACUGUGGUAAUGUCGGACCUGGCACUGCUGCAAGUGCGGAAUCGAGACGUGGAGGAUUUGUCAAAAAGCGAGUACCGGAGGUUGGCGAUUGCUGUGCAAAUUGUCCGAGACCCGCGUCCCUGAUGGGAGUUCGUUGUAGCGAGAUUUCACUGUACACUGUAUUCGCAUUCGCAGUUGUUCUGUUGUUGGACGAGCCGACCUGGGGCCUGGACCCACUCAACACCUACUUCAUAGUGUCCAUCCUGAGCAACCACGCGAGGAAACGGCGUCGCAUCGUCGUGCUGACCAUGGAAAAGCCCCGGUCCGACAUCUUCCCGUUCCUGGACCGAGUGGCGUACUUGAGUCUCGGAGUGCUCGUCUAUGCGGGCCCGACGCGUCGCAUGCUGGACUACUUCCGGUCCAUCGGGUUCCCGUGCCCGGAACUGGAGAACCCGUUGAUGUACUACCUGUGCUUGUCAACUGUGGAUCGGAGGUCCAGGGAGAGGUUGUUGGAGAGCAACAACCAGAUCGCGGCGCUCGUUGACCGCUUCAAGACCGAUGGGGAGCCGUUUUUGCGCUCCGCAGGGCCGCCACCGGCGCCGGACCUGGACUCGGCGGAUGUUCACGGCGGCAACAAGGUCCCGCUGACGGCCUACGGGAAACCCGGUACUGGAACAACGCUCUGGACGCUUGUCAAGAGGAAUUGGUCCUAUACUCUGAGCAGGGGAAGAACAGGAAGAAGCAACAUUUUUCUUAGGCUACUUUUGCUGCCUUUGGUCUGUGGUAUCAUAGGACCCUUCUUCUAUUAUGACCUGGAGAAAACCCAGCAAACACUGAUGACUAGGUCUUCACUCAUUUUCAAUUCUAUCAUGCUUGUCUCUGCUGUGUCUGCUGUUGUCACUGCCAAAACGUAUGCACCCUUGAGAACAAGAUAUUACCAAGAAGUCAGAGAAGGUGCUUAUGGACCAGGGAUUUUCCUGUUCUCCCUUCUGCUGCAUUCCUUGCCACUGACCAUUCUGAGUGUCCUUGGUGGUUCCGCUCUGCUUUACUGGCCGCCACAUUGGAGGACAGCGGAUGUGGAGUCAUUCUUCUUGGUUGCAGCGGCCAUGUUUGCUACUUACAUGUUUGUUGAACAGCAAACAGUCGCAAUUCUACUGGUUGUCAAGUCUUCAUUCAUGGCUGCUUUGGUGUCACUAUCAAUGCUUGGAUUGCCAGACUGGUUGUAUUAUUUGUCCUACGUCCUUCACUAUCGGUACGUCGGGGCAUUUUUGCACGAUCUGGAAUUUGCGAAAAUGAGAGGAACUGUGGACUCGAGAGUUUCUGCGCUGGGGCUCGAUUUAGGCACCAGGAAUGGUACCAUCGGUUGCGCUUCCAUCAGAGCUGAGUUUGGCUGCAGAUACUACAAUGGAUCCUCGUUCUUACAGGAACGGUAUUACGUGUCUGACGAGGCGCAAUGCAAACGGGAUCCGAGUGGUUUAACCUUCUUGUCUGGACCUAACGCUUGCACGGACGAUUUGCAGAGAGAUUUGAAUUUUGGUCUCAUGUUCUUGUUUCCUGUCGUCAUGUUCUUGGCGAAUUUCUUAUUGUAUUACUUUCCGCUUCCAGCUUUCCUGAAAACGAAGUUCCGGGAAUGA